This is a messenger RNA of Clonostachys rhizophaga, 1143 nucleotides long. NCBI's taxonomy places the organism in Eukaryota, Fungi, Ascomycota, Sordariomycetes, Hypocreales, Bionectriaceae. The record is from the annotation of a GenBank genome assembly.
AUGUCCAACGACCCAAUUGUAGUUACAACAGAGCACGGAGCCUCUGAUAAAGCCCCUGAGGCAGAGGUGGUCACAGAGAAUGUGGCUUCACCCACAGCGGAAGCUCCUACAACUGCCCCAGAAGCUACUCCAGGGGCGGCUCCAGAGAUCCCUGCUACAACAACAGUCGACGCCAAAGUCAAAGAAUUAGAAGAGGCUCUCGAAGAAGAGAGGGCGUAUCGCGGCCAGGCUGAGGCCGAUCUCGAAAAGAAGAGUAACGAGUCUGCAGACCUGCGCAAGCGGUGGCGAGAAGCGGCUGGCGAGCUGGACAGGUAUCUUCGGCAGAACCAGGGAUUCAAUCAAUUGACGGACCAGGAGCUCAUCCAGAAAGUCAGUCAAUUGCGCUUUGAAAUCCGCAAUUUUACCAUCCAGUAUUUUGAGGAUCAAAUCAAGGACGUCAACAUCAAUGAGGAGCUAUUGGAGUAUCUCAACAAGUACUUGAACCUCCCAGAUGGUACUUACGAGACAUACUUGAAGACACCGGAAAUCAGGUCUGCAGCGCUCAGGGCGUUCUUCUGGGGAUUCCUAAAGAGCGAGGUCUUCUGGCAGUAUCGUUGGGCCCCAGUGAAAGCUUCAGACUGUGUCUUUUACAUGUCGGAUUUUAUUAAGAAGUCGUUGGGCAUUGAGGCCAACUCAAAAGACGCACCCGAUGCCAGCCGCAAGUUUCACAUGUGGAGGGCCAACACCAGCUCUCUGCUGCUUGAGGCCACCAACCAACAUCCCAAAGAGGCAGCCAGUAACGUGCAGAAGGUUUGUGCUGACCACGCCAAGGAAAUGGUCACGUUUAUUUCUCCUCUGUCUUCGUCCAAACCCGACGCAAUCGAGAAGCAGCUCGUGCGCCUCAUCAACCAAAGCUUGGAGAUCGACAAGGAGAUCAGCAAGCAGGUAGCAUUCAUUACCUGGAAGUUUAUCGACAAAGGCUCGUCGCUCGUCUUUGAUCCCGAGACCAUGGAGCUGGAGCCGGGCAAGAAGAAGGCCGAUGAGAAGAGCACCAUUGAACUGGUUCUUGCCCCCGGUUUAGUCAAGUCUGGCAAGUCGUCUGGGGACGGUUUUGAUGUCGAGCUCAGGCUGCUCAAGCCAGAGGUUGCCUGCGCUGCUACUUAG